UUUGAAUUGCUGGAAAUCUUGAGUUUUGACUCAGUAAGAAGGAGAAUGAGUGUGAUCGUAAAAUCUGCUACAGGAGAAAUUUAUCUGUUUUGCAAAGGAGCAGAUUCCUCGAUAUUUCCCAGAGUGAUAGAAGGCAAAGUCGACCAGAUCCGAUCCAGAGUGGAGCGCAACGCGGUGGAGGGGCUCCGGACUCUGUGUGUUGCCUAUAAGAGACUCACACAAGAAGAAUAUGGAGGUGUUUGUCAACUGCUGCAGGCUGCCAAAGUGGCCCUACAAGAUCGAGAAAAAAAACUAGCAGAAGCCUAUGAACAAAUAGAGAAAGAUCUUAUUCUGCUUGGAGCGACGGCUGUUGAGGACAGGCUCCAGGAGAAGGCUGCUGACACCAUUGAAGCGCUGCAGAAAGCUGGCGUCAAAGUCUGGGUUCUCACUGGGGACAAAAUGGAGACAGCUGCAGCCACCUGCUAUGCCUGCAGACUGUUCAGGAGAGACACGCAGCUGCUUGAGCUCACCACCAAGAAGAUUGAGGAGCAGACUCUGCACGAUGUUCUGCUUGAGCUGAGCAAGACCGUCCUCCACUACAGCGGGAGCCUGACCAGAGACAACCUCUCAGGACUUUCAACAGAUAUGCAAGACUAUGGCUUAAUUAUUGAUGGAGCUGCGCUGUCUUUAAUCAUGAAGCCUCGAGAAGAUGGGAGUUCCAGCAACUACAGGGAGCUCUUCCUUGACAUCUGCCGGAGCUGCAGCGCCGUGCUCUGCUGCCGCAUGGCCCCCUUACAGAAGGCCCAGAUUGUUAAAUUGAUCAAGUUUUCAAAGGAGCACCCCAUCACGUUGGCGAUCGGCGAUGGCGCGAAUGAUGUCAGCAUGAUCCUGGAGGCCCACGUGGGCAUAGGUGUCAUCGGGAAGGAAGGCCGCCAGGCUGCGAGGAACAGCGACUACGCAGUGCCGAAGUUUAAGCAUUUGAAGAAGAUGCUGCUUGUUCACGGGCAUUUUUAUUACGUCAGGAUAUCUGAGCUCGUGCAGUACUUCUUUUAUAAGAACGUCUGCUUCAUCUUCCCUCAGUUUUUAUACCAGUUCUUCUGUGGGUUUUCACAACAGACUUUGUACGAUACUGCGUACCUGACCCUGUACAACAUCAGCUUCACCUCGCUCCCGAUCCUGCUGUACAGCCUGAUGGAGCAGCACGUCAGCAUAGAUGUGCUCAAGCGGGACCCGUCGCUGUACAGAGACAUCGCCAAGAACGCGCUGCUCCGCUGGCGGGUGUUCAUUUACUGGACGUUCCUGGGAGUCUUUGAUGCUCUGGUAUUCUUCUUCGGUGCUUACUUCGUGUUUGAAAAUACCACAGUGACCAGCAAUGGACAGAUAUUUGGAAACUGGACCUUCGGGACACUGGUGUUCACUGUGAUGGUAUUUACGGUCACACUAAAGCUUGCUUUGGACACACGCUACUGGACUUGGAUAAACCAUUUCGUCAUCUGGGGGUCGCUGCUGUUCUACGUUGUCUUUUCCCUACUCUGGGGAGGAAUUAUCUGGCCGUUCCUCAACUAUCAGCGGAUGUACUACGUGUUCAUCCAGAUGUUGUCCAGUGGCCCCGCGUGGCUGGCCAUCGUCCUGCUGGUCACCGUGAGCCUCCUUCCCGAUGUACUCAAGAAAGUCCUGUGCAGGCAGCUGCGGCCGACAGCAGCAGAGAGAGCCCAGACUGAGACCCAGUGCCUUUCUGUCGAGCAGCCCACCGUCUUCAUGCUCUCUCAGACCUCCAGCAGUCUGAGUUUCUGACGGAACAAGGUGACGCUUUUCUGCCUUUCUGCAUGUUUGGGAUGGUGGUCUCAGGACAGCGGAGGGUUGCUGCCCGCCCGGUGCACGUACUCUGGCGUUUACAUCUGUUGUCUAACAACCACCGCACCCAGAAACACCCUGAUAACGUGGGUCUUGAGACGUAGGCAUUGACCGUGGGCUGUGCUCCCUCAAGAGCAAUAGACCAUCAGUGUCCGUUAGGAUCAGGCCCCCUGAGGCUGGGCUCACGGCGUCUUUGCUCAGGCACAGCCAGGGCCACGUGCUGUGCCACAUCAAACUGUCACUCACGCCAUCCGUUCAGUUCCUCAUGCACAGAGGCACAGGUGUGUCCCACAAGCAGAGUUCUCUCAGCGCUGCCUUCCCUCCACAGCCCAUGGAGGAUGGGCCACAAGGCCUCACCACAUGCUGACCUCUGCACCCGUUCUGCAGAUGGGGAAACUGAGGACAGGCCCCAGAGCACUGCAGGAGAGAGGAGACAGCCAAGCCCCUCUGACUAGACAAAAGGCAGGAAAGUGUUUUGUGUCCAGUUCCCUUUUACUUUUUUUUUUUAAACAAAUUCCCUUUUCACUUUUUUUUAAAUACUUUUUUUUUUAUAUUUAGAAAACCCUUUUAAUUUGCUUUAAAUGAUCAUGGGCGCCUUUCUUGGCAAUGCAGAUCCACCCACAUGGCAUUUUUCUGUGGCAGCUGCUCAUGAUCAGAGCCUCUUCAUCCAGAUCAAGAUUUCAGGGACCUGAUGUUGCCUGGAGAUCGUGUUCUGUUUAUCAGUUUGUUCAUGUCCCUAAAUACAUUUAUGUAUGCCUCGAAAUGAAUGAUAUUUUGAAAAUGCAUAUUUUUGUUUUACCAGUGCAGAAAAAUGCCUAAAGCAAGAAAAAGGCUUUUAAAAGAAUAAUAAGUUCCUCUCCUUUAUAUUUUAAACCCUAUCUUUUAACUAACUAGAUGGUACAUUUUUUAAGUCCAGGAAAUUAAUGGCAAUCAAAUUUGUCUAAUUUCAUGCCAUCAGAAUUUGUUAGAAUAAAUUACAUAAUUUCAUCUCACUCUUUACACAAAAACAUUUAGGAAAUUGUUAGGAACACUUGAACAAGUCACAGGAGGUCCUUAUGAAACUGAUUAAAUUAUGCCAAUUUAUGCCAACUCUGGGCUGGAAAUAUUCAGCCAUUGAUGUGGCUUAUGAAGAGUUGGUUUGCUCUGGAUGCAUGCAGCACCUGUGGGAGAAGGUGCCCUGAGGUUUCCAUGGCCACCGUGGUAGGGCCUCAAGCCUCAGGGUGACGACCGCGGCAUUGCCAGCACCCACCCUAAUGCAGAGCCCUGCUGCCACACGCCCGGCCCACACAAGACAUGCUCUGUGGUGCUAUAAGGCUUCCCGGAGUCCUGCCAGACUUUGGAGG
Messenger RNA from Galeopterus variegatus (Sunda flying lemur), 3176 nucleotides. Its product is annotated as probable phospholipid-transporting ATPase IH. The transcript is spliced from 14 exons. Gene Ontology annotation, biological process: phospholipid translocation. Gene Ontology annotation, cellular component: recycling endosome; endoplasmic reticulum; trans-Golgi network. The record is from RefSeq and is a predicted model, not a curated record. Gene Ontology annotation, molecular function: ATP hydrolysis activity; ATPase-coupled intramembrane lipid carrier activity; magnesium ion binding. NCBI's taxonomy places the organism in Eukaryota, Metazoa, Chordata, Mammalia, Dermoptera, Cynocephalidae. The coding region runs from base 46 to 1773 and encodes 575 amino acids.